This is a messenger RNA of Triticum turgidum subsp. durum (durum wheat), 660 nucleotides long. The record is from the annotation of a GenBank genome assembly. Lineage: Eukaryota; Viridiplantae; Streptophyta; Magnoliopsida; Poales; Poaceae.
AUGGAAGGGACCCAUGGCGACGGCAAUGGUGUGUGCUUCCCCUACGACGUGUUACUCGACAUCCUCCGCCGCCUCCCCUGCCACGCCAUCGCCAAGUCCCGGCAUGUCUGCCGUGCGUGGCGCACCCUCGUCGACGCCCACAACUUCCUCCUCCUCCCGACGGUGUUCUUCGACGUGACCAUCGGCGGCGCUCCCGCAGGCCGCAUCGUGAUGAGGCUGUUCGCCAAGGACGUGCCCAAGACGGCGGAGAACUUCCGCGCGCUCUGCACCGGUGAGAAGGGCGUCGGCAGGAGCGGCAAGCCGCUGCACUACAAGGGCAGCGCGUUCCACCGCGUGAUCCCCGGCUUCAUGUGCCAGGGCAGCGGCAUCACCAGGGGCAACGGCCUCGGCGGCGAGUCCAUCUAUGGGGGCGACUUCCCCGACGAGAAGUUUGUCUACAAACACAUGCCCGGGAUGAUCUCUAUGGCCAACGCCGGGCCCAACACCAACAGCUCCCACUUCUUCAUCUCCACCGUGCCCUGCCCGUGGCUCGACGGCAAGCACGUCGUCUACGGCGAGGUCAUCGUGGGCAUGGCCGUCGUCCGAAACAUCGAGAAGGUGGGCUCCCGCAGCGGCACGUGCUCCAAGCCCGUCGUCAUCGCCGACUCCGGCCAGCUCUAG